Cuscuta epithymum is the source of this 3346-nucleotide messenger RNA. The record is from the annotation of a GenBank genome assembly. Lineage: Eukaryota; Viridiplantae; Streptophyta; Magnoliopsida; Solanales; Convolvulaceae.
CAACUUCACACACCCGCACAUUUCUCUGCGACCUGUUAUCUGAGUUGUGAGUAAAAGAGAGUCAUAAUAAGCGGAUCAACUCCUGAGAAGCUAGAGAAGGAGUAUGCCGGAGUGUUGUAACUAGAAUAGCCGGACUGGUUCUCUAUGCCGGAUGAUGCAAGAUUGUUGGGGACUGCCCUGACUCCAGAUGGCCGGCUAUUUACGAACAAGACAGAAUGAAAACUCAGUGCGCCGGAGAAACCUGAUGACAGCAACCCCGACCGCCGGAGAAGAAGAGCCUUUCGCCAUGCCGCCAAUCGCCUGAGGGUCUGCCGCCGUGUAUUGCCGGAGGGGGAAAACCGUCUGGGCUAGCUUCCGUCACCGAGGAGAGUGCCGCCGAUCUCCCUGCGUCGCCAGAACUGUUUUACGAAGAAGACGGCGACUCCCUGCAUAGGUGAUUUUUGUGAAGAUUGAGGUAGAAGCUUCGUUUAGGAUUUACCGCAAUUUGAGACAAUGAAGUCAACAAGAAACAAAGUAGAAGACAAUGUCGUCGCACCAACAAAUGCGGAGUUGGCUCAAAAUAUGGUUCAAUUCAUCCAGACCAUCGGGAGUGUGCUAAUUCAGAACCAACACCAACAACGUCUCAAAAACCGCAAUGAUGUAGCGAAACUUGUAGCGAAGCGCAAUCCACCGUGUUAUCUAGGCCAAGAAGAUCCUCUCAUCCUUGAAGAUUGGAUUCGCACUUUCGACAAACUUUUCGACGCUAUAAACUGCCCUGCAGAUCAACGAAUUAAUACGGCUGCGUACUAUCUACGUCAAGAGGCGGACAAUUGGUGGGCCACGACUGCCCCAACGUUGCGUCAACAACCUAACUUUUCUUGGGAGACGUUCAAGGAGGCAAUGCGAAAAAGAUUCUGCCCAGAGCACGUGAGAGCUGAGAAGUAUGAAGAAUUUUUACACCUGAAGCAAAUAGGCAUGACUGUCCAAGAGUAUCACGCUAAAUUCUUGAAUCUCGCACGAUUUGCACCCACGCUAGUUUCCGAUGAAAUCGAGAAAACUAACAAGUUUAUACGUGGUCUAAACUUUGAGACACAAAAAGCUCUUUGUGUUUCAGAAUGCCAAACGUUGAACGAUGCCUACAACAAAGCUGGCAAACACUAUCGAGUGCAACAACUCCAGGAGAAAACACUCAAGAGAGAAAGGAAGGGCACCGAAGAAGAAAACAGACAGGGAGGCAAACGGCACACGCUAGAUAAUGCAGGGGAGACCCGAAACGGGAACAAGAUCAACAACCAAGGCCAAGGCCAGAAGCGUAAGAAGAAGAACUCAACUAAAGACAUGCACUUCUACUGCUCGAAAUGUGGAAAAGAUCACCCCGGGAAAUACUGUGACGGAACACUCGUACGAUGUUUUCAUUGUGACAAGCUUGGACAUAGGGUGUUCGAGUGUCAUUCAAGGAAGAAGGGAAUCCCUCCAACUCGUGGACUCAAUCAUCAUGGAAAGAAUGCAAAACACAAUGGAAGAAUCCGAAAAUAGUAGGCAAAAUCAUAUAAAAUUUCUAAUUUUCAAUAUUAAUACAUAUGUUUGAUGAUUGUGUUUCAAUUUGAUCUUGAAUGAAUAAUCUAUUCUCUUAAGUAAAUUAAGUGCUUCGGGGACGAAGCACUCUUUUAAGGAGGGUAGAAUGUGACACUCCUUAAAUUUAAAAAAAAAACAAAUUUAAUAUUAACUAAGAUGUAAUAUCUGCUAAUUGUACAUGUGGAUAUUUUCUUAACUUAUGCUUCGGGACGAAGCAUCUUUUAAGGUGGGUAGAAUGUGACACCCCGGAAAAUUUAAUAAAAAGAUUUAAUAUUAACUAAACAUGUGAUACCACACAAUUGUAGUUGGGAUAUUUUUCUUAGCUUAUGCUUCGGGACGAAGCAUCUUUUAAGGAGAGUAGACUGUGACAACCCGAAAAUUUAAAAAAAUAAAUAAAUUUAUUAGUCAGAUAAAAUGUUACGAAAGUCAAUAAAAAUGUUUCAAUAAUAAAAGUGACAUUUUUAUAAUAGAUGUGUUGACUAGGUAGGACUUUGACUUAAAACAUUAAAGUGACAUUUUAAAAAAAAUUAUUUUAAAAGUAUCGGUUAUAUAAAGUAUACACUAAAAACCAAUUUUAUCGAUAAUAAUAACAAUUAUAGAAGUGUUGACCUUCCCAACCUAAAAUGUUCACACGUAUUAAUAAAUCCAAGCAUGCAGUAUAGUUUCACUACAUAAACAUGUACACAUUUAUAUUUUCAAAAGUCACAAAGCAUAAACCAUGCGGCCAUGCCCAAGUCAGUAUAAGAAACGAAGGGUGCUUAUUCCACGCACAUGUUCACCGGUCGGAACCGAUCUAAUAAGGCCAAUAUACUCUGUAGUUCGCAAUACAUAGGCACAUGUAUUUGCAGUACUCUGCGUGGAAGGUACGAAUAAGGACCAUAUACAUGCAUGCGAUCCAGAAGGGCGACCCACUCAUAUGCUAAUCCUCAUGAUGCCAAGAAAACGAACUACGUGUAUCUCUCUGCACCAAGAGGACUUCAGUGACUGCACAUUUAUAUAUACGUACAUACUAACCUUGCGAAACCAUAACUAGAGAACAACUUCACACACCCGCACAUUUCUCUGCGACCUGUUAUCUGAGUUGUGAGUAAAAGAGAGUCAUAAUAAGCGGAUCAACUCCUGAGAAGCUAGAGAAGGAGUAUGCCGGAGUGUUGUAACUAGAAUAGCCGGACUGGUUCUCUAUGCCGGAUGAUGCAAGAUUGUUGGGGACUGCCCUGACUCCAGAUGGCCGGCUAUUUACGAACAAGACAGAAUGAAAACUCAGUGCGCCGGAGAAACCUGAUGACAGCAACCCCGACCGCCGGAGAAGAAGAGCCUUUCGCCAUGCCGCCAAUCGCCUGAGGGUCUGCCGCCGUGUAUUGCCGGAGGGGGAAAACCGUCUGGGCUAGCUUCCGUCACCGAGGAGAGUGCCGCCGAUCUCCCUGCGUCGCCAGAACUGUUUUACGAAGAAGACGGCGACUCCCUGCAUAGAAGGUGAUUUUUGUGAAGAUUGAGGUAGAAGCUUCGUUUAGGAUUUACCGCAAUUUGAGGAAUUGAGGAUCAUAUUGAAGUUGAUUUCGAGAGCUUCCGCUAGAACACAUAGACUAAAGUGAUUGAGUAAUUUAUUUUAGUCUUAAUUUUAAAGAAUUGUAGUUGAACAAUUAAAUAUGGAAAAUUUUAAUUUGUUGGUGGUGGAUAGCCUGUGCACUCGGUUAUGUGAGAACCGAGUGUGGCGGUAACGCCCCUAUUUCCCUUUGAAUUUUCCGCUGCAUAAUUCUGAUAAAUCAUUAUUUAAAUGUAUUUUUGGGUGGGA